CUAUUUUUUGAGUUGGUAUGCUUUGAGUUGUUGCAAUUAAGGUUUACAGUUUCAAUGCAGUACACAGCUUUUCUCCCACACACAAAACACUGUGAAGCUGAUGAGAAGUCUCUUGUUGUAGAUGCAUCAAAGUGGAGCUCGACAAACUCCUCAGGAGGAGGCUGCCAAAUAGGUUGGCCUUCAGCUGAGAUCAAGACUGAUUCACAAUUGAGUUUUUCCUCCAUUUUGAUAGUAAUCUCUGAAUAGAUAAUUUUCUCCAAGAAGAAUGCACUAAACAGGAGUAGCUUGCUUCUCAAAACCCAAUAAAUUUCUAGAUUUCCACAUAGCCCAUAGAAGAUUAACCAGCUAUAGUAGAUUGGAUCCCAGUAGUAGGUGCUUCCGUUACUCUAAACUGCAGGUGUGAUGGUGACACAGUUUCCCUAAUUGUUUCCGUCUCUUCUGUUGUCUGUAUUGCUGUGGAGUGUCAGGUUGGUUGCCUGUGACCUGCACAAGCUGGUUGAAAGCGUCUGUCCAAAUCUGAUUCUAUGCCCUAAUUGCGGGACGAUUUCACGGGUCAUGCAGGAAUUAUGGUCCAAACAUGGAUGUGGAUAUGUGUAAGGGAGUUCAGUACCUUGAUGAAAUCAAGGAUUCAGUUGUCGCAGAGCUUUCAUGGGUGUCAAAGGAAGCUGUGCUACCAGAAGAGAACAUGACGGGGUAUAUGCAUGUGACGUGGUUCUCCAUACUGAUGUCAUUUGCAGAGAUGCUGGACAGGUCAUUCCUACCCCUAGGAGGGCUAUGCAACCUCAGUGCCUCACAGCUAAACCUAGACUUUAUGUAUCGAGAUCCAAGCUCCGGAGACUUGUCUUGGUGGUGUUUACGGUGUCCUCUCUACAACAUCAAAGCUUAUCUACCCGUCAUCGAGGCAUUUGGUUUCUCUUGUUACCAGCUUAAGGCUGCGACAUCAGGACAGGCUUUUCCCCUGUGCCUGUUUGAUCAUUGGGAUACAGUGGUGUCUGAUCCUUUGGAGCCUGGUACUUAAGCUGAAGAUCUUGUUAUGAACAGAUAACCUCUCUCUCUCUGUGAUUUCGAGGACAAGAAAAUACAUGUGAUAAAAUGCCUGGCAAACCUGAAGCUAAUUUACUAAUUUAUGCACAAACAGUAAAUGAUUUUAGCUAAUUUACUUACAGGUCUGAAUCCAAAACAUGAAAUACAGAUUUCCAACCACCAAAUCCAGCAUACAGUAAUAUAUUCAAGACAAACAAAUUCGAAU
This is a messenger RNA of Papaver somniferum (opium poppy), 1249 nucleotides long. Its product is annotated as elongation factor 2-like. The transcript has a single exon. Gene Ontology annotation, molecular function: ribosome binding; GTPase activity; translation elongation factor activity. Gene Ontology annotation, cellular component: ribonucleoprotein complex; cytosol. Lineage: Eukaryota; Viridiplantae; Streptophyta; Magnoliopsida; Ranunculales; Papaveraceae. Gene Ontology annotation, biological process: translational elongation. The record is from RefSeq and is a predicted model, not a curated record. The coding region runs from base 578 to 1018 and encodes 146 amino acids.